AUGUGGGUAGAGUCUCGAAAAUCGGUUAAGGAUAUAGAGCUUUUGAAGGGAGGUGUCUUCACUGGUAAAGGUGAUAGCCGAUCUAUGCGACGAGUACUGACCUAUGUUCGUGAUGUUGCAAUUGAGGAAGCUUUCACGGCAUUAGAGUAUCGGGAGCUAUUGAAGCGUCAGAUUUCUCAGACUGCUCGAGCUGCUGUUCAUCCUCGCAGAGUCACUACUCAGCCUGCUCUUAUUCAAGAGCUGCGACGAGAGGUCUCAAGCUUUCUAUCACUUUAUGGUCAAGGAGACUCUGGCAAGUUGGAUUCUUGGAAAAGCCUACUAUUUUUAUCACAAGGAAAGUCCGAGAAAGUUGCCACCUUUGCCCAGAGGUUUGACGACGCCUAUAAUGAUGCGGUAUGUCUUGGUAAUGUCAUAGAUGAUGCUCAGGCCGCACUACAAUUUGCGUCGGCUUUGAAUGAGCAAUGGUCGAUUAGUGCUGCUACUCUAAUAGCUGCUGGUGUUACUUCGUUGGCGGACUUAACUUCUCGCUUAGUCGCAGAAGAGAAGCUGUUCAAACAUUCGGUGAAUGUUAAGGUCUCGGUUGGUAAUGUUGACUCUACUGGUGGUAAGACUAUAUUUGUCUCGAGUACUCAGAGAGUGGGAGGUCAAGCUACUAAGGAAGAUGGUGUAAGAUCAUGCUUCUAUUGCCAUCAGCCGGGUCACCUGAAGGCCGAUUGUCCCCAACUCCGUGCCAAAAGGCAGAAUAAGCCAGACCCUAUUGGUAAGGAUCAAACGGCAAAGUCCGUUCCUAAAGAAGGGACAGAUAAAGUCACUUCAGUGGCUUCUAUUGGUGUUGUCAAGUCCAAUGAUAUGGAAUCUGACAUUUUUUCCCCUAGCACGCGCAUGGUGUCGGUGUGCGGUACCGGGACAGCUGAGCACGCAAGCCCAAAGAUUGACCACAAAGCCCUCUUUGAUACAGGUUCGGUUAAUAAUUUUAUCUCGAGAAACCUUGUUGACUUACUACAAUCAAGUAGUAUUGAACUUGAGGUGAAUCCUUUGGAUGGUAAAACAAUUAAACUUGCCGAUGGUUCGCUUAGAGAAUCUAUGGGUGUUAUAUCUUUGUUGAUAGGCGUCGACGGUGUCAGUCGUAGCUUAUCUUUUUAUGUACUUUCUUCACUAUGUCCCGAUCUUAUUAUUGGUUGGGAUGGUAUGUGUACUUUGGGGGUCAUUGUCAAGACUCAGCAGAACGAGAUUGUAUGUACGGGUGCCGUCUUUGGGGAGAAGAAGGAAGAUUCUGAGGAACCUCAAUGUCUUGCUAGGAUGGCCAAAGGUUCAUCUCCGGCUAUUCUGGGCACUGACGAUUUUCAUCAUGAUCCAUUCAGUGAGCUUAUUAUAUCUGAAUCAUAUUGGUAUCAUCUGCCCAGUGCUCCUGGUUAUCGUAUCCGGGUUAGACGGCUACGAGAAGGCGAGCAGAAGGAUACGGAGAAGCAAGUCUUCGUUUUCGAGUUGGAUCUUAAGGGAGCAACUAAACCUACUACCACUACCCCUCGUACUUCCAACUACUCGGAGAGGCUCAUAUCACGAUUGUCUGAGGAGGAUCGUGAGUUAUUCUAUGCUGAGGUGGAUGGUUACUUAUCACGCGGUUGGUGGCAGGAGGAGAUCCCGUCACCACAAGGCACGGAUAACAGUCUACCUCCCAUUACUGUAUUUCCGGUUAAAGCUCCGGGGAAGGCCUUAUCCUCUACCCCUAUACGGCCAUGCUGCGACGCUCGAGCCUACAAUAAUCUAGCGGAACCUGCUGGUUAUUUGGGAGCUGAUAUUUCGUCACUAACCUCUAGGUUAUUGGGUGCCUACCGGAAAGGGGACUCCUUAUAUAUGCUAGAUUGUAUUCGUGCCUUUUAUCGGUUAAGAACUAACUGGUUCCUCCCAUUAAUGGUCGGUAGGAAGCGAUUCUGGAGCAAUCGAGUUAUCUUUGGAAUAUCGGCUGGUCCCUCCUGUUUGGAGUUCGCGAUGACGUUUUUGUUACGUUAUGUAGCAGCUCUGGACCCAUCGCUAUCAUCGGUACGAUUUGAUGUAAUUUCCGGUUGCUGUAAGGUGGCGGGAUCAUGGAUAUAUCUCGACGACGUUACACUGAUGGGUAAUGGAGCUGACGGAAAACUUGAAAGGUUUUAUAAGCUGUUUGUGGAGACUGCUGAGAAGUUUGGUCUGUACUUUCCCCCCGAGAAGCAAAACUAUCUGUCUCCGUUUAAGGCUAGUGGUUCGGUGACCCAUCUUGGUUCAUUGUGGUCAAUAGUUGAUGACCAUUUGCAGUGUAGUUGUCGCAGAGAUAUUAAAGGUUUUCAACAGUUGUUUUCUGAACCUGGUAAAUCGAAGCGUGACUACUUUGCUAUUGGUGGAAAACUAGUUGAUUAUCCAAAUGACCAUGCUAGGGCUCGCCUUGCUAGUGAUCUUUUAAGGAGCAUUAUUGGAGGUUUCCAAACUCCGUGGGAUGAACGAGUUCAACUAGGAGAGGGAGAGGCUCGUCAAGUAGAUACCCUCUUGAACGUGUUGAAAGAAGAUUUCGAUACUCCUUGUUCACAUUUGAGUGCUACUGGUGAUGUGGCCAUUUUGGAAUGUGAUGCGAGUGCUGCCGGUUAUGGUUAUAUCUUUAGCUGUGGUUCGUAUCAUGCUUCCCGUGCUAAGGCUUUUCGUACCAAUCAAUUGGCAUGGCACGUCAACCGCAAAGAAGCUUGGUGUAUCAUUCAAGGUUUACUCUCUAUUCUGCCAUUCUUGGAAGAAUACUGUCCAUCGUCAACUGGUGUGUCCUGCCCAUUAACUUUGAAAGUGGUAGGUGACAGUAAGUCGGCUCUGGCUUGGGCGUGCGAUAACCGGAGUAACGUCCGUAGUGUGGAGCGUCUGGCUAUCCGCCGAAUGCUGAAUACCCUAGAUGAUAUUCGUGCAAUGUUUGAUAAGAUGAAUAUUCGCCUAGAAUUUGUGAGAGUUCCUGGAUCAAGUAAUUUGGGAGCAGAUGAACUCAGUAGACUUCUACUGAAGUGGAAAGUCUGUCCAUGUGAAGGUACCAAGCCUGACUCAACCAGUGACUUGUCUGCACUAUGUUCUUUAUCGCUCAUGGUCGAGGGUGCUAAUGAAGAUGAGGAGAUCUUGAAGAAUGGUGGUAAAGAAGUGUGCCAAUCCCUGAUGUCUUUGGAGACCAGUCCACCAGCUACUGUUGUGCAAUGGUUACUUUCUCUACAGAAGUGUGACCCUUUUAUCAAUUCUGUCCGAGAGUUCUUGGUGGAGGGUAAGAAGGAUGCUUAUUUGGAACGACUACUCAGAGAUCAUGGCCGACAAUAUGAGCUCAACCACUGUGGUCUUGUCGUUGAGUGCCGAUAUACCGAUAAUCUGGAAGGUUGGCCACGGAAAUUUGUGAGUGAUGGUGGUCGGAACUUCACAUCUAAGUUGACCAAGACUAUGUUUUGUCGUGAAGGAGUGCUUCAAGACUGGUCCCCAUACUGUAAGGGCCUUACAAGGAAGAUUGAGGCUAUCAACGAGUUGGCUAUGCAAAAAGAGAUGUCGAUGGAGACUUCUGGCGUCAAGCCAAAUAAGAAGUGUUUUAAGAUUGGUGACUUGGUUAGACGGUCUAAUAAGGAGGUUAAAGAUGACUCAGUCUAUGAAGUGAUGAGCUGCGGUCGCCACAGUGUGAGUAUUCGCCGUCAAGGUGAUGUAAAUAGUUUGCCCGUGAAGGAGCAGGUUAGGAAUCUUGUACUUGCUCAAGUUGAGAAUCAACUGGGGGAGAUGUGA
This is a messenger RNA of Perkinsus marinus ATCC 50983, 3759 nucleotides long. RefSeq lists its product as hypothetical. The record is from RefSeq and is a predicted model, not a curated record. NCBI's taxonomy places the organism in Eukaryota, Perkinsozoa, Perkinsida, Perkinsidae. Gene Ontology annotation, molecular function: zinc ion binding; nucleic acid binding. Bases 1 to 3759 code for a protein of 1252 amino acids. The transcript has 4 exons.